CUCAGAGCAGCCACUCCAGGUGACUGUUGUUGCAUUGCGUGAGGCGUGUGGAGUUUGCAAUCAUGGCGAAUUUUGCGAAACCGGAGAAUGCUUUGAAGCGAGCCGAAGAGUUGAUCAAUGUUGGGCAGAAGCAAGAUGCCUUGCAAUCGCUUCAUGAUCUUAUUACCUCGAAGAGAUACAGAGCAUGGCAGAAGCCACUUGAAAAGAUUAUGUUUAAGUAUGUGGAGCUUUGUGUUGACUUGCGUAAGGGCAGAUUUGCCAAGGAUGGUCUGAUUCAGUACCGAAUUAUAUGUCAACAAGUGAAUGUCAGUUCUUUGGAAGAGGUGAUCAAGCACUUCAUGCAUCUUUCAACUGAGAAAGCUGAGCAGGCACGUACUCAGGCUCAGGCAUUAGAAGAAGCACUUGAUGUUGAUGACCUCGAAGCAGAUAAGAGGCCUGAGGAUCUCAUGCUCAGCUAUGUCAGUGGAGAGAAAGGAAGAGAUAGGUCUGAUCGUGAAGUUGUUACUCCUUGGUUCAAGUUUCUUUGGGAAACCUACAGAACAGUGCUUGAGAUCUUGCGCAACAACUCAAAGCUGGAGGCCCUUUACGCGAUGACGGCACAUCGAGCCUUUCAGUUCUGCAAGCAAUAUAAACGAACUACUGAGUUUCGAAGGCUAUGUGAGAUCAUCAGAAAUCAUCUGGCCAAUUUGAACAAGUAUAGAGAUCAAAGAGACCGACCUGACCUUACUGCACCUGAGAGCUUGCAACUGUAUCUUGAUACUAGGUUUGAGCAGCUGAAGAUAGCUACUGAACUUGAACUGUGGCAGGAAGCAUUCCGUUCUGUUGAAGAUAUUCAUGGAUUGAUGUGCAUGGUUAAGAAAACUCCUAAACCAUCGUUGAUGGUGGUUUACUAUGCCAAACUCACAGAAAUUUUUUGGAUCUCUGCUAGCCACCUUAAUCAUGCUUAUGCAUGGUUCAAGCUAUUCUCGCUUCAGAAAAGCUUUAACAGAAACUUAAGCCAGAAGGAUUUGCAGUUAAUUGCGUCAUCUGUUGUCUUGGCUGCACUUUCAGUUUCCCCCUAUGAUCAGACACGUGCUGCGUCUCACGCGGAAAUUGAAAAUGAGAAAGAGCGCAAUUGGAGGAUGGCUAAUCUGAUUGGCUUUAAUCUUGACCUUAAAAUUGACAGAGGAGAUGUGCUUUCGAGAUCUGCUCUUCUAUCAGAACUGGUCGCCAAAGGUGUCUUGAGCUGUGCGACCCAGGAAGUAAAGGAUCUUUUCCAUCUCCUGGAGCACGAAUUUCUACCUCUCGACCUUGCUGUAAAGAUACAACCACUCUUGACUAGAAUCUCAAAGUUUGGGGGUAAGCUGGCUUCAGCUUCUUCUGUUCCUGAAGUGCAACUGUCUCAAUAUGUUCCUGCCCUUGAAAAACUUGGUACUUUGAGAUUGCUCCAGCAGGUAUCUCGGGUGUAUCAGUCUAUGAAGAUUGAUCAUCUAUCCCGGAUGAUCCCAUUUUCUGACUUUUCUGUGGUGGAGAAGAUAUAUGUGGAUGCUGUUAAGCAUAACUUUAUAGCUAUGAAAGUCGACCAUAUGAAGGGUGUUAUGAUGUUUGGUAACAUGGGUCUGGAGUCUGAUGGAUUAAAAGAUCACUUGACUAAUUUUGCUGAGUCCUUGAACAAGACAAGGGCAAUGGUCUACCCUCCUCCAGAGAGAGCAUCCAGACUAGGUGAAAUUCUGCCUUCUUUGGCAGAGACUGUAGAGAGGGAACAUAGAAGGCUUCUUGCUAGGAAAUCAAUCAUUGAGAGAAGGAAGGAAGAACAAGAACGUCAACUUUUGGAAAUGGAACGUGAGGAAGAGUCGAGGAGGCUCAUGCAACAGAAAAUAACUGAAGAGGCAGAGGCAAAAAGGCUUGCCACUGAAUCUGAAUUAAGGAAGAAACAAAGGCUCAUGAAGGAAAUCGAGGAAAAAGAACUUGAAGAAGCACAGCAACUUCUUCAAGACGUAAGCAAAAAGAAGAAGGGGAAGAAACCUCUUUUGGACGGGGAAAAGGUGACCAAGCAAACCUUACUGGACAUGGCUGUGCACGAACAGAUUAAGGAGAGAGAAGAAAGGGAGAAGAAAUUAACAAAACUCUCCAAAACAAUGGAUCACUUGGAAAGAGCUAAGAGGGAAGAGUCAGCUCCUCUGAUUGAAGCUGCAUAUCAACAACGUUUAUUGGAAGAAAGCGUACUUCACGAGCGUGAGCAACAGCUGGAAAUUGAGCUGAGUCAACAGCGUCAUGAAGGCGAUCUUAAGGAAAAGAAUAGGCUAGUGCGGAUGUUGGGGAAUAAGACUAUCUUCCAGGAGAGGGUUGUGCAUCGAAGGCAGGCAGAGUUUGAAAGGCGGAGGGCAGAGAGAGAAGAACAAAUCAGUCGAAUGAUUCAGGCCAGGAAACUGGAGAGGGAAGCAAUGAGGAAGAAAAUAUUCUAUGUGAGGUCUGAAGAGGAAAGGCUAAAGAAGCUGCAAGAAGAAGAGGAAGCCCGCAAGCAUGAAGAAGCCGAGCGAAGGAGGAGAGAAGAAGCUGAGCGCAAGGCAAAAUUAGAUGAGAUUGCUGAAAAGCAGAGGCAAAGGGAGAGGGAACUGGAUGAAAAAGCUGAAAGGCAGAAGAGAGAAUUGCUUGCUAGGCCGGGAAUUGAGCCUCGUCCAAUUGAGCCUGUGGUUCCUGCUCCGGCUGCUCCUAUUGCUGUGGCCGCUCCUGCACCUGGAAAGUAUGUUCCUAGGCAUCUGCGACAAGCUGCCCCUGCUGCAGAACCUAGGGGAAUCAGGCCUGAUGAUCGCCCAACCCUGUCAAAUGAUAGGUGGCGUAGCGAUCGCAGUGAUGAGCGAAGACCACCAGCCUUUGGUGCAGGUUCAAAACCAACAUGGUCUUCAUCCAGACCACGUUGAUUGAACCUCUGAUCAUGUAGGUGUUUGGUUGCAUGCAUGCCUGAGGCUGGAGCAAUUUUGGUUUUAUUGAGAUUGCAAUGUUCUGGGUGUUACUAGAAUUCACAAGUCAUUAUUUUCAAGUAUCCAAAGACCUAUUGGAGCGGUUACUAAUGCUUUUUUAUUUUGACUAUCUUCUCAUCAUCAAAUGCUGAAUGUAAUUCUGAUAUUUCAGAGACUUGAAGUUAGCUUUGUCC
This is a messenger RNA of Fragaria vesca subsp. vesca, 3133 nucleotides long. Its product is annotated as eukaryotic translation initiation factor 3 subunit A-like. NCBI's taxonomy places the organism in Eukaryota, Viridiplantae, Streptophyta, Magnoliopsida, Rosales, Rosaceae. The transcript has 14 exons. Gene Ontology annotation, cellular component: eukaryotic translation initiation factor 3 complex, eIF3m; multi-eIF complex; eukaryotic translation initiation factor 3 complex, eIF3e. The coding region runs from base 63 to 2900 and encodes 945 amino acids. The record is from RefSeq and is a predicted model, not a curated record. Gene Ontology annotation, molecular function: mRNA binding; translation initiation factor activity. Gene Ontology annotation, biological process: translation reinitiation; formation of cytoplasmic translation initiation complex.